AUGACUCUCAGAUGCCCAAGCACCACAAUGCCUUUCAGAGGUGAUUUCACACCCUUUGCUUUUUGCUUCUCUUUGUUUUCCUCUGGGAAAGCAUGAGCAGCCCUGGAGGCUUCCUCCCAGGAGAGCACAUGCAACUGUAUUUACAGCCCCAGCACCACAAGCUGGGCUCUUGGAGUCUGGCAGGAGCUCCCCUCUCUUCACAUCAGGUGCUUAACAGAGGUGAUGCCUGUGUGUGGAUGUUCUCUGCUGCACUGGGGAUAAACCCUUGGCUCCCAUCACUCGGUGACAGAGGGAAGGCACAGGAGGUAACACCUGGUCAUGAGAGGAAAUCACACGCAGACUAAAUUCAUCCUGUUGGGAAUUACAGACAGCCCAUAUGCGCAGGCUCCUCUUUUUGUCUUGUUUCUAUUGAUUUACAUUGUCACUUUGGUGGGGAACUUUGGCAUUAUCAUCUUGGUUCGGGUGUCUCCCAGCCUCCAUACCCCCAUGUACUUCUUCCUCACCCAUUUUGCCUUCACUGACAUCUGCUAUUCCACAGUCAUCUCCCCCAGGAUGCUGGCAGACCUGUUAUCAGAGGACAAAACCAUUUCUUUCACUGCCUGCAUGAUGCAGUUCCUCACCUUUGCUUUCUUUGUCACUAUUGAGUGUCACCUCCUGGCCAUGAUGGCCUACGAUCGGCACGUUGCUAUCUGCCAGCCCCUGCUUUAUGUGACCACCAUCUCCAGUCAUGUCUGCUGGCAGCUGGUAGCAUCAUCCUACCUAUUCGCCUUCCUCAGUGCCAUCAUCUACACAUGGUGCGUGUUUGGAGGUUCCUUCUGUGGUCCCAACAGCAUUGACCACUUCUUCUGUGACAAAGUUCCUGUAGUAAAGCUCGUGUGCUCCGACACCCACAGCAGCGAGAUGCUCAUCUUUGCCUUCGCCACCAUCAACGUAGUGGGCACGAGCGUGGUCAUUUUACUCUCCUACAUCUCUAUCAUCCGCACCGUGCUGAGGAUGUGCUCAGCACAGAGCAGGGCCAGAGCCUUCCACACCUGUGCCUCCCAUUUGAUGGCUGUUUCUAUAUUCUUUGGGACAGGAUUCUUCAUGUACCUACAACCUUCUUCUAGCCACGGGAGCCUGGAUAAGGUGGCCUCCGUCUUCUACACCGUGGUCACCCCAACGCUCAACCCCUUCAUCUACACCCUGAGGAACAAGGAGGUGAAGGGGGCUCUGCUGAAGUGCGGGAGGAAGUUGUUCAACCACUGGCAACAUGCAAGACUUGUAUCAUGCAGGACAUGAAUACUCUACAUCAAGUGAGAACGCCUAAACUAAUGGGAUUUUCCACUAAUCCUCAUGACUUUAUGUAGGUUCUUUCACAGUUCCUGCACAAUAGUCAGAGUAUUUAAUGAGAAAUAGAACCCCCAUCACAUCUUCCUUGGAAGGAAACCAAGAGGAGCAGGAACCUCAAACUUCAUUUCACUUCUCAGCCACCAGCUUGUAGGAAGAGAUUACCUUGAAUUAUCCCAGGCUUCUUUUUCCUCACAGGAAACACCAAUCAGCUUUAUUCAAUUCUCACUUUUGUCACUGAUAAAUAUCCACUUUUCUUGCAAGAUUCUUGACCUUGUCCCUCAGCUCCAAUAUGUGUAAUAUGUGUUUAUGUGUGUAAAUAUAUAUAUGUGUGAC
This is a messenger RNA of Pezoporus occidentalis (night parrot), 1662 nucleotides long. Its product is annotated as olfactory receptor 8U3-like. The coding region runs from base 319 to 1278 and encodes 319 amino acids. The record is from RefSeq and is a predicted model, not a curated record. Gene Ontology annotation, cellular component: membrane. NCBI's taxonomy places the organism in Eukaryota, Metazoa, Chordata, Aves, Psittaciformes, Psittacidae. Gene Ontology annotation, molecular function: G protein-coupled receptor activity; odorant binding; olfactory receptor activity. Gene Ontology annotation, biological process: G protein-coupled receptor signaling pathway; sensory perception of smell. The transcript has 2 exons.